AUGGUUAAUAAGGGCAUUGUACUUCCAUUUUUUAUUGGUGUUGCUGGAGGAACAGCUUCUGGAAAAUCCUCAGUAUGUUUGGAGAUUGUCAAAAGACUGGGUAAUGACCAACAUCAAGUUUUAACUAUUUGUCAAGAUUCUUUUUAUAAAGAGUUAAAUGACGAAGAAAAAGUAAAAGCAAAUUUGGGUGAUUAUAAUUUUGAUCAUCCUUCUGCUUUUGAUACUGAUGAAAUGUUGAAAGUUCUUAUGACUUUGAAAAGUGGUAAACCUGCUAAAAUUCCAAUUUAUGAUUAUAAAAAUCAUUGCAGAUUUGCUGACAAAUUUAAUUAUGUUGAACCUGCUGAUAUAAUAAUUGUUGAAGGAAUUUUAAUUUUCUAUGAUGAAAGACUUUGUGAAUUGUUUAAUACAAAAUUAUUUGUUGAUACUGAUUCUGAUAUUCGUCUAGCUCGUCGUGUUAGACGUGACUCAACUGAACGUGGUCGUAGUUUAACACAAAUAUUAUAUCAGUAUUUAACUUUUGUCAAACCAUCUUUCGAUGAAUUUGUUUUUCCAACAAAAAAACAUGCCGAUGUUAUUAUACCAAGAGGAGCAGAUAAUGUUGUUGCUAUUGAUCUUAUAGUUCAACAUAUGAGUGAAAUUUUAAGAUCUCCUAGAUCAACACCAUGUAGUUCUGUUGAUGAGACAUCUGAAAAUGAAAACAUAAUAUCAAAACAUAAUGGAAAUGGUAACACAGUUUGUAAAGUAAAUUGCGAAGUUAUAUCCAGACCACAUUAA
Messenger RNA from Strongyloides ratti, 774 nucleotides. Its product is annotated as Probable uridine-cytidine kinase. Lineage: Eukaryota; Metazoa; Nematoda; Chromadorea; Rhabditida; Strongyloididae. Gene Ontology annotation, cellular component: cytoplasm. The record is from RefSeq and is a predicted model, not a curated record. Gene Ontology annotation, molecular function: ATP binding; kinase activity. The coding region runs from base 1 to 774 and encodes 257 amino acids. The transcript has 3 exons.